AUGCCGCCUGAGAUACGGCUUGCGAUAUGGGAGUACGCGCUUGGAGACGACGAUACGUCCAUAUUGAGGAAAGCAAAUAAGCUCGCGCACGUCGUGCUUCCGCGUGACCAGCAGAGGCUCGACGAGGCGGAUCAGAAUAGGAGACGUGCUUAUCAACCGCUUUGGAGGGAAGCCGGAGCUGAGAGACGGUUCCUAGCAGAUGAUGUAACGGCCGAGUUUAACAUACUGACGUCCCUCCAAAGCUGCAAACGGAUGUACUGGGAGACAUUAGGUAUAUUAUAUAGACGACAUUUCAAAUUCGAAAGGAUGGAAGCAUUUUACCGCUUUCUCGUACUUUCGCCAACAGCAGGCCUCGAAGCCGUGCGGUCAAUUGAGCUCGACUGGUCCGGGUUCUACUACUGGGCGCGGUUCGAAGAAAAGGAGACUCUCGGGUCGCCCCUGAACCACAACGAGAGCUGGGAGGAGAUCUGCGGCGCCGUCGUAGGUAUGACGGGUCUGAGACGCCUGACGAUCCGCGUGCUGGCGUUCGAACACCCCCUGCUGGAGGACGAGUGGUAUUGCAUGAUAAGUAAGAUAGUAGCGCCGCUCGAGCUGCUGUCAAAUCGGGUGGAUUUUACGGUUCUUAUCCGGGAUGAGGAGCUUGGACGGAAUUUCCAGGAUCGGUUGCAUGAGGAGGGGCUUGAGAAGGUCCGAGUUAAUAGUCUUUCUGCGGCGUAA
Molecule: messenger RNA, 717 nt
Organism: Daldinia childiae
Lineage: Eukaryota; Fungi; Ascomycota; Sordariomycetes; Xylariales; Hypoxylaceae
Exons: 2
Coding region: 1-717 (238 amino acids)
Source: RefSeq, a predicted model, not a curated record